Acanthamoeba castellanii str. Neff is the source of this 333-nucleotide messenger RNA. Its product is annotated as elongation factor 2, putative. Lineage: Eukaryota; Discosea; Longamoebia; Acanthamoebidae. Gene Ontology annotation, cellular component: cytosol; ribonucleoprotein complex. The transcript has 2 exons. Bases 1 to 333 code for a protein of 110 amino acids. Gene Ontology annotation, molecular function: translation elongation factor activity; GTP binding; GTPase activity. The record is from RefSeq and is a predicted model, not a curated record. Gene Ontology annotation, biological process: translational elongation.
AUGGGCAGCUACUUCGAUAGCAUGGCAGCGUGCCUGCCGGACAGCCCGAGCGCGAAUGUUGGUGCCGCUCUCGACGGCGUCGGCCAGGCCCUCGGGGAAGGGGUCGGCCGACACCUGCUGGGGUCGCGCAAGAUCUGGUGCUGGGGCCGGAGACGACCGGUCGACGCGACCUGGGGCAUUCCGUCGGUGAGCGAGAUCAAGGACUCGUUCGUGAGCGCCUUCCGAUGGGCCACGCGCGAAGGAGCCCUGUGCGGCGAGGUCAUGCGCGGUGCGCGCUUCAACCUCGCCGACGUCCCGCUCCACGCCGACGCCAUCCACCGUGACGCCGGCUAG